Vollenhovia emeryi is the source of this 745-nucleotide messenger RNA. RefSeq lists its product as uncharacterized. NCBI's taxonomy places the organism in Eukaryota, Metazoa, Arthropoda, Insecta, Hymenoptera, Formicidae. The annotation marks the transcript as partial. The record is from RefSeq and is a predicted model, not a curated record. The transcript has a single exon.
AAAGAGUUUGGUGAAAUUCGCGUUACCAAAAAAACUGAUGCAUCUUCCUCUGCAACUAACACUGGACAAUUAUUUUUCGAAGAUUUCUUGAAAAUAGCUGAGGAGAAGCAGCUCGACAGUCAAAUAACUAGGAUCUAUAUUUCCUUAAAGGAACGCGAGGUUGGGUGUUUGUCGAUACAUCAGCUUUUAAUUGAAUUUAAAAGUACAGGACAGCAAUCUGCUCAGGAUUUUUUCGCAUUUGCGAGUACUCGACUCACAUCCCGGUUAUGCUCUUUAGCAGAAUGUUCCACUCGUGAUCAGAGUGAUUCAUUACUCUGGCACGAGUUGAGAUAUGGCAGAAUAACAGCGUCAAAAAUCUUAGAAGCAGCUCAUUGUAAAACAAGUGAUGGAACUCUGAUGCGACAAAUAAUUGGUGCUGCUGAUACUUUUUCUACUAUACACAUGAAACGUGGUAAAAUCUUAGAGGAAAAAGUAUUGGCUGAGGUAGAAAAAAAAAUGAAAUUGAAAUGUAAAAGAUCUGGACUAAUAUUAUUACCUUCCUUUCCUAUACUGGGUGCUUCACCAGAUGCUGUAGGAGAUGACUUUAUUAUCGAAAUAAAAUGUCCAGCAAAAGAAAAUACUGUUCAAAAUUAUGUAGCAAAUGGUCAAAUCAAAGCAAAAUGUUAAGCACAGAUGCAACUGCAAAUGCUGGCUACAAAUGUCACAAAAGGCUAUCUCUGCGUAGCGGAUUCAAAUUUUGAGAAAA